Molecule: messenger RNA, 1641 nt
Organism: Penicillium nucicola
Lineage: Eukaryota; Fungi; Ascomycota; Eurotiomycetes; Eurotiales; Aspergillaceae
Exons: 2
Coding region: 1-1641 (546 amino acids)
Source: RefSeq, a predicted model, not a curated record
AUGGAAACAUUUGGGCUUUUACCAAGUCCACCAAUAUCAGAAUCUAGGCCGGCGAGUGCAGGACCUGAGUCUUCAUACUUUGACUCCAGGUCAUCAUCUGAAACAGACGAUUCAAAAGAGGAGACAGAAACGGAAACAGAGACAGACACGGAAAACGCAACUGGGACCGACGCGGAGAAUGAACGACAAGGGGAGACAGUCUCGAUUGCGAUCUCUGACGAGGGGAGGAUCAGCUACCAAGCCUAUCGACCUCCUGAUUGGAAAGACCAGCCGCGAACAGACGUUAUGAACGUUCACGAAGCACACUCGGAGUUCGUGCGGCAGUGCGAGGCAAACAACGAGGAAGGAUCAAAAGCACCAGACAAUUCGGUAAUAUCUAUUACCUCUCCGAAGUCAGUCUACAGUGAGAAGAAUUUCCCGCCGGGGAGCUCACCGCGACCGCAACGCCCCAGAACUGCGACUGUUUCAAGUGAAGCUAGCUGGGUACCGAGUAAUUUCUCUUACUGUGAACGCUGGUUGCAAAACGUGCCAGUUGACAGAAUAGACGACAAAGAUACACCUCCACGGGUCGUCAACAGGCGAAAGGUCCAAAUCGUGGAGAAUGAUCCGCCGAUGCCAAAGCUGGAUAUCAUACCAGGUGCCAAAGCUUUAGAGGAGCCUGUGCGCUUUGUUGUGGCUAGUAAAACCAAACCGAAGCUUGUUGACAUUGCUCGACAAUCUUCACCUUCCAUACCGUUACCUCCGCCACCCUCUCUACAGCCACAGAUCGUACCUACUACGCCAGAUCAACGUCAGGAAGAGGUUUCUGCCUUUAGCCCAGACACUCCACUUGACAUGUCUGAUAGUGGCUAUGGAACCCGUGAUUCCGGCUAUUCAAUAGAAAGUUACGACGACCCUAAAGAUGACGACGACGCAUACACCGAUCCAGGGUCACUGACCUCGGACAGCGUUACGUCCACCGUUGUCUGUGAAAGACCCGAAUCUUCGCACGGGGAGCAAGAAACCUUCCCCCAUCCCGCAAUUAGAUCUGGCAGUGUAAGUCCGACAGCAUCCUCUCAAGACUUAUCUGAUUCCCCGGUGGGAUCAUCCAACAUGUCCGACAAAGAGGAGGAGAAGCAGCGAUUGUGGCACCAUGAGUGGACCUUGGAUGAUCACGAAUGGACUCUUGAUGAGCUUGAUCAUUCCGUGAAAGACUUCCCCCGACACAUGCUUCGCCUCACCUCACCUGUCAUUGUCUUCCUCCGCAAAAAUGACGAGAAGGCCCUUCUCAGGCCAUUCCGUACUAUCUUUCCCGAUGUCACCGAAAACCUACUCGACUGUCUCUGCGCUGCUCUUCUAGCACGCAACUACCUUCUUUCGUUAUCAACAAUCAACCGCCGCAAACGUCCUGUUUCAAACAGGAACGACUCUUACGCUGUUGAUGCUGUACCAACAAAAGCCUACAGCACAUUAGGCAUACAGAUCCCCUCUGGAUCUCCUGCCAAAAUGACCAGCCGUCUCCUUGGAUCUCGCAGUGCUGACCUUCGCCGUGAGCUCGAACGAAUCAUUGACAAUCUCCUUUUUGCCAUUUGUGGACGGUCCGACCCUACCCUCAAAUCGGCCGUCGAAGUUCUUGCACAGGUCCUUGAAACCAAUGCCUAG